Messenger RNA from Hydractinia symbiolongicarpus, 2284 nucleotides. RefSeq lists its product as uncharacterized. The transcript has 3 exons. The coding region runs from base 428 to 1483 and encodes 351 amino acids. Lineage: Eukaryota; Metazoa; Cnidaria; Hydrozoa; Anthoathecata; Hydractiniidae. Gene Ontology annotation, molecular function: protein binding. The record is from RefSeq and is a predicted model, not a curated record.
CAUAGAUAGCUUAAUUAGUAAAAUAGGUAAAUGUUGUGAUAUUUGACAGUAGAAACCAAUAUUGAUAAACGCGCACCAGCUCAUGCUUACUAAUGCAACGUAAUGUUAUGACGUAUCCUCGCAGAUACAAUCAGUGACAAUAACGUGUAUAACACCAAGACAGUUGCUAACAAAUGUGAAAGAAGGCUGGCAUUGAGUUUGGUAUUCCAUAUUACUCCACUAAAACGUGUAAAAGUAUAUAAUUAACGUGUAAGCUAAGAAGAAGAGUAGGUGAUAAAGAGAAACAUUGUUGGAUAUUGGACUGUGUGAAUUGUAGCGAAGUAUUUGAAAAAGCAAGGUUGCUCGAAGGUUGUCACGAACAAGAAGUUUAUCUUUUACUCACUUUGUGCAAGGAGAAGGUAAAUCACGCCUCCGUUCCGACUCGGAAAUGUUUUUACGACGACGAACAGAUCCGAACGAGUAUCAUACCCAUGAGAAUGAACAACUAAGGAAUAAAAUAGAAGAAUGGUUGUCGGAUACUAGUUCCGAGUUUGAGCGAAAAAAGGGAUUAUCUCGUAAACCUUCAAAUAAUUCGGUUGGAGAAUCACUUGGAUCUGUGUUAGACUCAGAUGAAAAUGACGAAAUUCAAAGUGAAUGUUCCAGGAGAAGCUCUCUGGAUUCACCUAAGAAGAACUCACUUUCGUGUCAGACCAAGACUUGUAAUUAUGAUUUGUUACCAGUCUACCUUCAGAAAGAAAUUGAAGCAUCAGAUUGUGUUUUAGAAGACGUGCCUUGGGAUCUUGUGAAAAGCGAUUUAUUAAUACAAGUUGAUAAUGUUUUAUUUCCCGUCGACCGUAACUUUAUUUCCUAUGUGUCGGACUGUUUCUACGACUGUGUCGAGAAUGCAAACCAGAAAGGAAGUCAUGUUUUGUUAAUGGAAGGGUACGAUGUCAAUGAAGUCAAAACUAUUCUCAAGUAUAUACAUUCCACAAAUAACGACGGAGUGUCAGAUGAAAACGUUGCCUCGCUACUCCAGUUGGGGAAAGAGUUUGGAGUCUCUAGACUAAAGUUUCAAUGUGAAAAUUACCUCCACAAGUCGACAACCUUUAAUCCCUUCAUCAUGCUUCAUUUGGCGAGGCAAUAUAAACUCGAAUGUUUACUCGAGCACUCGCUAAAAGAAAUCAGUAAAAUAGACAGUAUUGAAAGUAAACCCGAAUUUAUUGCGCUGGAUUGCGAAACACAAAACAAAAUAAUGAAGUAUAUUAUACAGAGAUACAAAAAAGCAAGUAAGACAUUGUCACAGUUUGAUGUGCAUUUAUGCAAUCACCAUAGUAACGAAGGCAAAAAUAAUGCCUGCUGUUAUAGAGCAGCCACUUAUACUACCGAAAAUGAACGCACAUUUUUAGUGCAAAUGGAAAAUCCGGAAAGUAAACUAACCCAUGUAUUCAAUAAAGCUUUUAACUGCGAAGCUAGAGAAUUACACUCAGUUGGCGAGUUAAACUAAGAUUUCGCAAGACACGUUAAUUUUGACGGAUUAAAUUUCUUAGAUGCUUACUUGUCAAACUUAGAUUAAUUAUAUUCUAGUGUGUAUAUAUGUAUAAAUGUAAAUUAGUAGCAGGAUAAAAAUGAAAAAAAAGAAAAAAGAUUCCAUAGGUAGGCAGGACGUUUCAUCUUAUCUUUGAGAUUCAUUUGAUGUUGUAUGCGGACAGGAAGAAGUCAUAGCAGUUUCCUUUAGGAAUGAGGGGCUAUCAAUAAGCCGCAAUUAUGGUACACUUCUUUGUCACUUUGUACCAAAAAAAGUCCAAAUUUUUCAAUUUCGCCGUUUUAACUGAAAAGCUGUGCUUAAGCUUACUUUAUUACAAUUAGAAGACGAAUUAAGGAUAGUUUAUUUUUUUAAAAAGAUUCUAUUAGCGAAAGUUUAAACAGGUUAACAACAACCCUACAUUGUUUCCAUAAAAAGGUACUAAUAUAUAACCAGUUUGAGCAACUUAAUAUCCAUACCUCUUUAAACAACUUUUGUUUAUUAGGGAUGUUUAUUUUUAUUAUUUCUUGUUAUUUAUUGUAACUAUUUUUUUGCAUGGCUGGUUCCCACAAUUGUUUUUUCGUAAAUUUAAUAGAUUUUUGUUGACAUUGCGUUCAUUUUUUGAAUAUUAAUUUUUGUAAGAAAAACGAGAAACAUUCUCGUCUCCAGAGUUCCUUGAGAUAAAUCUUGAAUUCAAGGUUUGGGACGAGAAUGAGAGAGAGAGAAAGUGAUUUAUUUCCUCUGUAUAUUCUCUAUUGUUGUUGCUGAUAUAUAUUAAAUGCA